GUCCUGGACACAGUCACUGGAGCUAUGAAGACCGGGAGCACUGGGGUGUGGACUACCCGUACUGCGCAGGCACCAUGCAGUCGCCCAUCAACAUUGACACGUCCAAGACCAUCUUCAGUCCCGAGCUGCGGCCGAUCCAGCUCUCUGGCUACAGCCUGCCCGCCAAUGAGAAGCUCAAGCUGAGGAACAACGGACACACAGUUCUCCUUGAGCUGCCCGAGUCACUGGCCAUCACUGGUGGCUAUGCCCAGCAGUACAGAGCUGUGCAGCUGCACCUGCACUGGGGCUCCCCGUUGGGACCUGGCUCGGAGCACACUGUCAACAGCCGCCGCUUUGCUGCAGAGAUCCAUGUGGUCCACUACAACACCAAGUAUGACAGCUUUAAGGAGGCAAUGGUCCACCCAGAUGGCCUGGCUGUACUGGGAGCCUUCCUGGAGGUUGGGCCAAGGGAGAACCCAUACUAUCAGGAAAUACUUGAGCAUCUGGGCAAAAUCCAAAGAGAAGGUGAGGAAGUCUUGGUGCCUGGAUUCAACAUUGCAGGUCUGCUGCCUGCCAACCUGAAACUCUACUUCCACUACAAUGGCUCUCUGACCACCCCUCCCUGCUACCAGACAGUGAAGUGGACAGUCUUCAACCAGACCAUGCUGAUCUCUCAUGACCAGAUGUCAAUGCUGGUGAUGAGCCUGAGAAAUGAUGACAGCAAACCUCUGCAGAACAAUUACCGGCUGGUGCAGAACCUGCACGGGCGACACGUGCUGGCGAGUUUCCAGACUACCCUCUUUUCGGUGAAGCAGCUGCCUUCUGGUAAUGACGGCUCAGCAGCAGCAGAAGGACACUCCAGCUCUUCAUUUCAUGCAGGGGACGUGCUGGCCGUGCUCUUCGGGGUGCUCUUUGCCAUCACGGCACUGGCCUUCCUGUUGUAUAUCUACAAGCACCGCAGCCAGAAUGCGCGGCUGGACUCACCGACCAAAUCCAAGGUCAUCUACACGGCAGCCACCACCGAGAACACCGCAUGA
Leptosomus discolor (cuckoo roller) is the source of this 1016-nucleotide messenger RNA. NCBI's taxonomy places the organism in Eukaryota, Metazoa, Chordata, Aves, Leptosomiformes, Leptosomidae. The record is from RefSeq and is a predicted model, not a curated record.